Messenger RNA from Daktulosphaira vitifoliae (grape phylloxera), 4417 nucleotides. Its product is annotated as monocarboxylate transporter 14-like. The transcript is spliced from 8 exons. Bases 650 to 3058 code for a protein of 802 amino acids. The record is from RefSeq and is a predicted model, not a curated record. Gene Ontology annotation, molecular function: monocarboxylic acid transmembrane transporter activity. NCBI's taxonomy places the organism in Eukaryota, Metazoa, Arthropoda, Insecta, Hemiptera, Phylloxeridae. Gene Ontology annotation, biological process: transmembrane transport; monocarboxylic acid transport.
GUGUGAUACGCGCUGUAGUCGCGGUCCCAUCGCCGAGUGGUCCGCCGUCUUCCCCGGCCCGCACUGUCAGCUACAUCUUUUUAUCACAACAUUUUAUUUUUAUUUUUCCAUAUUUUCUUGUGCGUAUUGCAAUCUUUUUGAGUGUGUUAUUAAGUAAAUUCCGCCAAACAAUAUCCCUUCACCUAAAUAUCGGAAUAAUAGACGAUGCAUGGGAUUUCAGUUAAAGUUAAUUCAUACAGUUAGUGGUAGAUAUGAACUUCUCAUAAUCAGAGAAGUAAGAAACUCAACUCCACUAAAGCAAGAUAUCCAUGUCAAAAAAUUCAACUACCAAUGCUGUAGCCGAGGAGGGCAAAAGUUGUAAUAAAUUAUUUUUAUCAGCCGGUCAUUGAUGAAACUAACCUAUGCAUUUCCUCAGUUAUCCAUUUUGUUCUCCUUAUUCUCUGGACGCCUAAUAAUAUGCGACCCGGAUAGAAUAAAAAAAUCGAAUUUUAUUUUAGAUUCAAAAGGUUGGUUAAGACGUUGGUCGCAGACCAUCGAUUAUUAUCUGUAAUAAAUUAUUCAUCAGAAAAAAAUUUAAUUUUUCUAUCAAUGAUGGAACGUAAUAGACAGUAUUAGAUAAAAAACAGAUCAUUUUCUAAUAAUUCAAUUGAUGGAAAAUAUUACUACAGCGAACGACGAAAGGCAUUCGUCAUGGACGCAAGACAUUGGAAACGAAAACGAAGAAUACGACGAUUAUUUAGGAGACUUAAUGGGAAGGCUAUCAAAGAGUCGAGAAAAAGAAUGUGCAGUCAAACGAGUUUCGUUGCAAAUCGAAGCUAUGCCAUGUGGUAUAGUCAACAUUCAUGAAGAAGAGGAUGAAAAUGAUAACAAUGAAAAUGAGCAGAAACUGAAGAUACCAGACGGCGGUUGGGGUUGGAUGGUAGUGUUUGCAUCGUUGAUGAUAUGUCUCAUAUCAGAUGGUAUAAGUUUCUCAUUUGGCCUGCUGUACAUUGAGUUUCUAAAAGAAUUCAAGGCAAGUAAAUCGAAGACAUCAUGGAUUGGCAGUCUGUUCAUGGCUGUACCUCUUAUACUAGGCCCUGUUGGUAGUGCUUUAGUCGAUAAAUUUGGCUGCCGAAAGAUGACCAUUGUUGGAGGUAUUAUAUCUGGUGUCGGGUUCAUCAUUUCAUCGUUUGCUAAUUCUAUCGAAAUGGUGUUUUUCACGUUUGGUUUUCUAUCUGGCUUAGGUCUAUGUCUAUGUUAUGUCACUGCCGUGGUCAGUAUAGCCUAUUGGUUCGAUAAAAAGCGUACAUUGGCUACCGGGUUAGGAGCAUGUGGUACCGGACUAGGGACCUUAUUGUACACGCCCUUGACCCAGUAUUCGAUUGAAGAAUAUGGAUGGCGUGGAACUGUGUUACUAUUAGCAGGUACGUUUUUUAACUUUUGCGUUUGUGGUGCAUUAAUGCGAGACCCCGAUUGGCUGGUUGCCGAACAAAAAAAGUCUAUAAACGAGUCAAAACCAUGGGCAACAACUGAAGAAUCAAUUGUAGAUCAUUUGGCAAUUGACAGUGAUAACUAUGUACCGAAAAUCAUAGAUUCUCAAAAUACCGGGGUAGAGAAAUAUAGGAGACAAGUAAAAGAAGCACAAACAGCGGAGUAUAAACUAACAGGAGUUUCCACAACAAUUCGGAGGCCAUCUGAUUUAGAAAAUAUCGAAUCAACGAAUUCUAAUAAUUGCUUUAGAUCAGUCAUAAAUUUACCCACAUAUGUCAAACACAAUGAAAAGGUCCCAUUUGAAGUACUCGAGUCGUUAAGUUCGAACAAGCGGUUGUUCAAUGUUAUCUUGGAAAAUUAUCCUAACCUAUUACUGUGCCGAAGUAAUAGCGUUUAUCAACUUAACAGAUCAUCGCCAAAAGAUGGUAACUAUAAUGAAUCAACAAGCAAGAGUGAUCAGCAAUCAGGAACCCCACCAUUGGUUAUGACAAUGAAACUAAAGCAAUCCAAGAAGAAUAGCUUAAUGGGUUCAGGCGCUAUGUUACCAUUAGAAUCGCAAAUUACUUCUCCACCACAAACUUACACGACUUAUAACAGUCCUGAUCGACCAUUUAAGCCGAUGUUAAAACGUCAGUUUAGCAGCAUACAAUCAAGUUAUUUGAAAAGCCUUCCAUAUCAUAGGAGUUCAGUUAUGUACAAAGGUGCACUAUUGAAUAUUCAAAGAAACUUUAAGAAAGCUGCUUCGUGUCCCGACAUUUAUAAUAAUUCUACUUUGACCAUCAUGAGUGAACCAAAUUCGAUCUUGCACAGAAAUAGUAUCGUCAAAGUAAUUAGUCAGUUGUUGAAUAAACGCGAAAAUAAUGUACAAAAGGUUAGGCGAAAACGAUCUUAUUUUCAGCCAAACUCUAUGAAAAAGGAAUGGUACGCAGAAGUAAAAGAACUAUUCAGUGGUAUACUGGAUUUCAGUAUGUUUUUGGAGCUUCAUUUUUUACUGCUUUCUUUAUCAACUAUACUUCUUUUCACUUGGUUCAUUGUGCCUUACUUUUAUCUAACUGAUUUUGUCAUGGCACACGGUCUCACUGAAACUCAAGCAACAACAAUAAUUAGUACUAUUGGCGCUACAAAUACAGUUGGAAUGAUUUUACUCGGUUGGGCUGGUGACUAUCCUUGGAUGAAUGUAACUAAAGUGUAUGCAAUUUGUUUGAUCGGCUGUGGUGUAUGUUGUGCAAUAAUGCCACUAUUUAUUUCAAGUUUCUGGUCACUCAUGGUAAUUGGUGCUACGUUUGGAUUAUUCUUUGCUUCAAAUUUUUCGUUCACUCCAGCAAUCCUUGUGGAACUUAUACCUUUAGAUAGAUUCACAACAGCUUACGGUUUGAUGUUAUUAUGUCAAGGUAUUGGCAACCUUUUAGGACCGCCAUUAGCAGGAUGGGUUUCUGAUGUAACAAGAGUUUGGGAUUAUUCGUUUUACUUAGCUGGUAUUUGGAUCGUUAUUUCUGGUAUUUUAAUUGGACUUAUACCGUACACAAAAAAUCGACUUUUAUGGGGCGCUGGACGUCUGGAGAACGAAAGGGAAAGCAUAAGAUCAUAAACUUUAAAAAUAUAGCGUACAUAUUAUUCUAUAUCUUUGAUUAACUACUAAAAAUAUAGUAGACCUUAGAUUGGUCUGUUAGAGUGUAUUUAUUUUUUGUAACAAAUUGUGAUUUGAUUCUAUUAUAGAUUUUUUAAAUAAUCACGACUCAUUAUCCAUGAGCUAUAUUAGAAAAAUCUAAUUCUAUCAUUUUAGAAUGAUGCUCUAUUAUGUUGAGUUGGUAUCACCAAAACCGAAUUUGAUGUAUUAGUCUUGAGAAAUUUUGAAUUUCCCAACAUCUUUAAGAGUUUAUUAAUUAUAUAAAUCAUAAUAAAAUAUUAAAAUAAUUACCUUUAAUAUUUAUUAUAUUUCAUGAUUAUUAGAAUUUUUAUCUCUUAAAAUAAUUAUUAAAUAACUUAAAAAAUAAUUUAUCAUUUCAAUAAUUAUACUAAGUGCCAAAUUAUUUUAUUCUAUCUGUUUAUUGAUUUUUAAUCAAAUUUUUGCCAGGACUUAACAAUUUUUUUGGUAACCCCGAAAAGUCAAAUUGAGUACCUCAAUACUUACAAAUUUAUGAAAUUUUAAGUAUUAGAAAACGAGUUAAAUAAAUAAAUUCUUAAAUUAGUUUUUUAUUUAAAACCAUAUAGAAACUCUUUGUAUUGUGAUGUCUUGUUUAAAGCAAUUUUUAUUUAGGCGUUGAUUAUUUUUUAUUCAUGUUGUACUUUUUUAAACUUAUAUUAUUAAUUAAUGUUCUCUUGUUAGUGAUUACUUUAUUAUUAAGAUACCAACCUUUUGUAUUUAAGUAUCAGAAUAAUAUUUAAUUACUAUGUUAUUUAAUGAAUAGUAAUGAAAUAUUCUACUUUUUAAAUUUACUCAAUUUAUUUUUUAUUCUUAAAUCCCAAAUGUAAAGUGUUUAAUAGUUUAUUUUCAAACGCUUUAGUUUAUGCGUUAAUAAGAUUUAGUCUACUGGACAAUCAUGUCUAUAAUAUUAAAUUGUUAUCCGAAAAAGUUGUUAGUGUUUAUAAUAUUAUUAUAAACUUUUUUUAUCAAUUGUACUAAAUUUUGUUAAAUUAUUAAAAGGUACAAUGACUGUAAAACUAAUUGGCUGAAAAAGCAAUAUUUUAUUAUAUUUUAGUGAGUAUAAUCAAAUUGAAAAAUUUCAUUUUAUUUUGUCAAAUUUUAUCUUUAUAAAUUAUACUUAUAAUUUAUUUGGCUCAAAUUUAUUUUAAUUUUAAUGAUCUUACAUAAUUGUUAGAUUUAUUUACUUUUCGAUUCUCUUGUUUGAUAAGCAUGAAUUGAUUUUUAAGUAUUACGUCUGUAGCCAUUUUAAGAUUAAGAUUAAUUUUCAACCGUAUGUUAGUGUACGCAUUUGAUUAUAUUGUC